Messenger RNA from Boleophthalmus pectinirostris (great blue-spotted mudskipper), 3664 nucleotides. RefSeq names its product solute carrier family 7 member 8a (gene slc7a8a). The coding region runs from base 528 to 2102 and encodes 524 amino acids. Gene Ontology annotation, cellular component: membrane. Gene Ontology annotation, molecular function: L-amino acid transmembrane transporter activity; neutral L-amino acid transmembrane transporter activity. The record is from RefSeq and is a predicted model, not a curated record. The transcript has 11 exons. Gene Ontology annotation, biological process: neutral amino acid transport; amino acid transmembrane transport. Lineage: Eukaryota; Metazoa; Chordata; Actinopteri; Gobiiformes; Gobiidae.
AAGCUAGUUGAUUGUGUUAAGAAACGCACUUUAAUGAGCUGAAGUAACGUUACGCAGGAGUAUUGCAUCUUGAGAAAGCAUGCAUUUUUGACCAGGUCACACCGUCUUUUUGUUUGUAUUCUUACGAUUUACCCACAAUUUGACAAAGGGACUUUGCAUUUCUGUUGGAAUAUGUGGGUUAUCAGUUGUGUCAGGACUUGAGAUGGGAUUUUUUUAAAUAAGCAUUUUUUAAUAAGCAUAACGAUUUCUCGCAACAGUAUUACCCCAAAAUAACGUUUGGCACAGCAGCAUUUCAACAUUAGGCGCGCAUUUUUGUCCUUUUUGUGUUAAUAUCUGCACUAUUUUGUUGCUUUUUGACAACCAGAAAGCCUUCACAGUGGUAAAAAUUGCUGACAGCAUAACUAAUCAGAUAAAGUGCUGCGCGUAGUAGCCGAACGCACACGGACUUGCACAGGCGCACGGAAAACAACAGCAACACAGGUGCUGCUUCUCUAAACAAGGCGUGAGGCAAAAGGCGACUUAAAAUCAUGUCAGACGGUCCGAGACAACGGAGCAGCACAUCGGGGUCCGCUAAGGAUGCUGCCGGUGCGAAGGAGUCCGGAGGAGGAGGGGUUGCGCUCAAGAAGGAGAUUGGUCUCGUGAGCGCAUGUGGCAUCAUUGUUGGUAACAUCAUUGGCUCAGGUAUUUUCGUCAGUCCAAAAGGCGUCUUGGAGAAUGCCAGUUCUGUAGGUGUGGCUCUUAUCGUAUGGAUCAUCACUGGAGUCAUCACGGCCAUUGGAGCGCUGUGCUACGCUGAACUGGGUGUCACCAUCCCCAAAUCUGGAGGAGACUACUCUUAUGUAAAGGACAUCUUUGGUGGUCUGGCUGGAUUUUUACGUUUGUGGAUUGCUGUGCUGGUCAUUUACCCAACCAACCAGGCCGUGAUCGCGUUGACGUUCUCCAAUUAUGUUCUUCAGCCCCUGUUUCCCACGUGCUUCCCCCCAGAGAACGGCCUUCGUCUCCUGGCUGCGGUUUGUCUCUUGCUUUUGACAUGGGUGAACUGCGCCAGUGUGCGAUGGGCGACCAGGGUCCAGGAUAUCUUCACUGCAGGGAAACUUUUAGCCCUGAUCCUCAUCAUCAUCAUGGGCAUUGUGCAGAUCUGCAAAGGGGAAUACUAUUGGCUGGAGCCUGUCAAUGCUUUUGAGCCCUUCCAGGACUAUGAUGUUGGUUUGAUAGCGUUAUCGUUUUUACAAGGCUCGUUCGCCUAUGGAGGGUGGAACUUCCUCAACUAUGUAACAGAGGAGCUGGUGGAUCCAUAUGUGAAUCUUCCUCGUGCCAUCUUCAUCUCCAUCCCCCUGGUGACCUUCGUUUACGUUUUUGCGAACAUCGCCUAUGUCACAGCCAUGAGUCCACAAGAGCUCCUCGCCUCAAACGCUGUGGCAGUGACAUUUGGAGAGAAACUCCUUGGUGUCAUGGCUUGGAUUAUGCCCAUUUCUGUGGCUUUGUCUACCUUUGGAGGAGUCAAUGGAUCCCUCUUUACCUCUUCACGUUUGUUCUUUGCUGGAGCCAGAGAAGGCCACCUCCCCAGCCUUUUAGCCAUGAUUCAUGUAAAACGCUGCACUCCCAUCCCUGCUCUGCUUUUUACUUGUCUUUCUACUCUGUUGAUGCUGUGCACCAGUGACAUGUACACUCUUAUCAACUAUGUGGGCUUCAUCAACUACCUCUUUUAUGGUGUCACUGUUGCCGGGCAGAUUGUGUUGCGAUUUAAACAACCAGAUAUGCACCGACCAAUCAAGAUCAGCCUUAUUUGGCCUGUCAUUUACCUCAUCUUCUGGGCGUUCCUGCUCAUCUUCUCCUUGUACUCUGAGCCUGUGGUGUGUGGCAUCGGACUGGCCAUCAUGCUCACCGGAGUCCCCGUCUACUUCCUGGGAGUCUACUGGAAAAACAAGCCUCAGUGUUUUGACACCUUAGUUGACAAAAUGACAUACCUGGGCCAAAAGCUGUGUGUGGUGGUCUACCCAGCGGAAAGCAGUGACAGUGGUGCAGAUGAAGGACAGGAGAUGACAGAGGCCAAAUCUCCUCUGUCAAAAGAGGAUGGAGACAAUCUUAAAGCAGACUCCUAAAAAGUGUCAUUAUUUUAUCAAGUCAAACUGCUCAAAUUCUGGGCACACACAGAGAACACAGCACAGGUUUCUGUAAGGAAGAUUUGGUGUGGAUUUUACAGCAAUCAUUUCUAUGCUGAAUAUGACAAAGAAAUAAACAAUCCCGUUUUUCAGGGAUACUUCAGAGGUGCAAUAAAUACCUUGAUACAUGUGUCUUACAUUUGCUAAAUAUCAGUCGCUUUGUCCCUUCUAAAGCCACACACUCUCUGUACACUCCAACAGCAUUUUUUUUUAGUUUUUAAACUGUAAUUUUGAUACUUUUUGUCUCACACAAAAACCGUUUAUUUUUUCAGCAAUCAUUUCUCAAAUCAAAUAAUUUCAUAUUGUAAUCCGAGUACAGUGUUGUAAAGGCUACUGUGAUUCCACUUUUUUUUUUUUUAAAAUUGUAAUAAUUUUGUAUACCUUUUGUUGUGUUAGUUAGUUUUGAUAAGUUAAUUGUAGUUUUGUUACUAUAUUUUUUCUAUACAGUAGCAAAUAUCUCUGGGUCUGCUGCAAACUUUUGCAAAGUGUGCAUGUUUUGCCUUAAUUAGAUUAUCUAAGGACACUACACUUAGCUUUUAAUUUAAUUUCUGUGCCUCUUUUGAACUCCAACAUUAACAUAUGUACAACUAAUGGGCAACUGCAUUCUUUAUCUUUCAUAUUUUUAGCUUAACAUCUUGCUCUCCUUGAAUGAUUUUGUAAUUUUCUUGUGUGUCAUGUUAUAUUUUAGUGCAAUAUGGGUAAAGACACAAGCAAGAAAUGAAAUGAUUUGAAUUGUCUGCCAGUACUUAUGUCUGUGUAGAUGAAAACUUUACUCCAGUAUGUAGUAUGUCCCAGUAUAAUGUUGGUGUCUCAGGGCAUUACCACUAUUUCCCGGAUCACACUGCCAUAAACUACACAGUGUAAGUUUUAAAAAGCCUGAGCAGCCAGACUAGCUUUAUUCUGCCCCAGGGGUGCCCAAAGUGGCCCUCUACAGGGUCUAAUUUUUAUCCAGUGAGGAGGUGUUGAGUUUUGAAUUUGGAUAAAAUUUAGAUAAAAGAGGCGAUACCAGUUUAUUCACUAAAAUGCACAAUAGACAUUUACCCACAUGUUUUACAUGAAAAAUAUUAGUAGAUUUAACCCCUGGCCUUUUAAUACAUGUUGUUGUAUUGUGGCCUGCUGAGUGAAAAGUUUGGGCACCCCUGUUCUACCCAUAUACAGAAUGUAGAUGUGGCUCAUUGGCCAUGCUGUGAUCUUCUUUAACUUAAUAUCCUUAUAGGUGCUUUUAGAUUUGUAUUCCUCAGGAACUCCUCAGUUUAAGCUGUCCCCAUUCCCGCAUGAAUGAAUGAAGGUCAGAAUGUAUUGGGGAACAGAGUGUCUGGGUCUGGAGUCCAAUGUGUGUUUUGGUGUGAAGCGUUUAACAGAAAACACACGUUGUAUGUUGGCUUAAGACAAAAACCACUGAAAAAUGUAUUUUAAUUUGAGUCACCAGGUCUUGUUUUUAAAGCAUUGUAAACCAUAUUUUUUCACUGUGUGGAAUAUAAUAAAGCUACUGUAUAAAUGUU